Molecule: messenger RNA, 1312 nt
Organism: Saccoglossus kowalevskii
Lineage: Eukaryota; Metazoa; Hemichordata; Enteropneusta; Harrimaniidae
Source: RefSeq, a predicted model, not a curated record
UACUCAUUAUCUGGGCACCCCAUUCAUUUUCGAGAUCGUAAUCACAGCGUGUCUACUCUCUAAGUCGAGUUACCCACAAUUUUAUUCGGCAACACCGUACCUCUCUUCAAUAUGGAAGUCACUGUUGACGAUGCCUGGUAUAUGCCGGUGCCGCCCGCACAGCCAAGAGAAGAUAUUGCAUGGUCAUUCACCCCACCGCCAACAGAGAAAACACUGACAACCACGAAGAGUAUUGUACCGUCGCUUCCUUACGACGCCCUCAAAAUAUCACAAUUAAAAAUGCUGUGUCGUGAACGUUUCAUACCGGUCACUGGAAGAAAAGCGGAAUUGAUAGGACAUUUAGAGCUAUUGGAUCUGAGCGAUGAUGAUCUGAAAGUCGAACUUGACAAGCAUGGCCUGUUUAUUGGUGGUUCCAAGCCCGGUAUGGUCAGAAGACUAGUUCAAGCAAAAAGAAAAGAAAAACGACGCAGCUUGUCUAUUAGUAUUUCACCACAUAAUUGCCAUAAUUAUAUUCCAAGACAACUCAUUAAUCCAUGGGACGUUGAAGUGCCCAUGGAAUGCGGUGGAUGUGGAAAGCACGUACCCAACAGUGAUAAGUUAUCUCAUCUUGACGGUUGCUGGUUCACUAGUGAUGGUUCACCGGAUGUGCAUUUAUUUCAUGCCAAAAGCCCAAAUUGGGCUGGAAAGUUUGAGAUAUACAUUUCAGUACCAUUACAUGGAUCAUUCAAAGAUAUCGACAUGUCACUUCGUUUCACCUGGAUGCAAUGCUGCCUAAGUACGCAUAGUCGUAACAUGGAACUCUACACACAUAGUAAUUUUCAAAAGGACCCCGCUAUCAUCAUUAAAUCGACAAAGGAUGCACUCGAGUGUACACCUGGUUCCACUGAGAGACCCUUAGAGACUGAAUUACAUGGCUAUCUACAAGAUGACGAUACUAUAAUGUACGACUAUGGUUCCACUGAUGAUGAAAACGGAACGCCAGUUACUGUCGAACAUUUAGGUAAAAGACGUCUGAGACCACCCCAUACCAUAUAUGGACUGUUGAGCAGCAGGCACGUGAUCAUGAGAAAUAAUAUGCCGGUGAUCCCAUGUAUGAGGUGCUCUAUGAAGUCAUCGUUUGUUGUGGGUAUUGGAUGUGGCCAGCGAUUCUUCUGUUCUCGUUUGUGUUGUGAAUUUAUCGGUCAUCGCGCCGAGGAGCUGAAACCAUUUCUCAACUCACCUAGAUCGGGUAGCUGUGACUACCAUGGUUUUGAUUUCUCCUAAUUUCUGAAUCAGUCUUCUGCAGAUUUCCCUACCUACCAGUGUCCCCAGC